UUGCCAUUUUUUCCAUCUCUCUCCCCUUCUCUCUCUCUCUGCAUUUACCUCUCUCUCACUCUCUCUCUCUUUUCUCUGCUCUCCUUUCUCAAAAAAGCCAUGACGGCGAUCCUGCGAUCCAUCUUCGCCUCCGCGCCAUCUUUGUAUUAUUUCUAAUUUAUUUCCCCCCCCCCCCUUCCUUGUGGAUGUCAAGGCGUUGGAUGAAGAUAUUUUUGCCCCACUGGAGUCUCCUCUCUAACCCCGGCUCUCCCCGAUGUGAUCCGCGCUGAACGCCGCCGCCAGCCACCAUGUCUCGCCGCAAGCAGGGCAAACCCCAGCACUUAAGCAAACGGGAUUUUUCGCCAGCCGAACCCCUCUCAGCAGCCGGCGUCUGGUCACAGGAGCUGUCGGAGCGCUACUCGGAGCACUCGACCGAGACCGGAGGCCUCAACGGGCACCACCCGUGCGCCGCUGUGGGCCGGCUGGCCCGGCUGGGUAAUGACGCUCACCCCUCCCUGGAGCAGGACCUCCUGACCUGCGGCCAGUGCCAAGCCACCUUCCCUCUGGCGGACAUCCUGCUCUUCAUCGAGCACAAGCGAAAGCGAUGCCACGGGCCGCCCUGCCUGGCCGUGGGCCGGGGGCUGGACAAGCCCCCCUCGCCCUCCCCUGGCCUGGCCCUCACCCCGUCCACGGCGUUUGGCGCUCUGCGCAGCCGCCGGCCCGUGGAAGUUGGCGUCCAGGCCACGCUGGCAGACGACGAUGACGACCGCUUCUUGUUGCCAAGGGGGAUUUGCCCCAAACAGGAGCCCCACCCAGGUAAGGAGGAGCCGAGCAACUAUACCUGCACUACAUGUAAGCAGUCAUACGGCAGCGCCUGGUUUUUGCUGCAGCAUGCUCAGAACACCCAUGGCUUCCGGAUCUACCUGGAAAGUGAACACGGUAGCCCCCUCAUCCCACGUAUGGGUGGGCCAUCAUCACUGGGGGGAGGCGCAGAUUGCCCUUCGCACCCUCCGCUCCCUGGCCUCCACCUGCCUCCAGAUGCAAGCCCCUUCAACCUCCUCCGCAUGCCUGGCUCGGGCUCAGGUGGAAGGGACAGCGUUGGAAUAGGAUGUGGAAUUGGUGCCAUUGGCGCUGCUGGUGGUGGGCAUCCUCAGCGUUUCCCUCCCACACCACCCCUCUUCAGUCCCCCUCCAAGGAACCACCUGGAACCGCACCACCUAAGCCCAGAGGAGCUGGCGCUGGCAGCCCACCACCCGAGUGCCUUUGACAGGGUGCUGCGCCUAAAUGCCCCUUUAACCCUGGAUCCGCCUCCAACAAUGGACUUCUCUCGACGGCUACGAGAGCUGGCAGGAAACAAUUCAGGGUCCACUCCUCCACUGUCCCCCAGCCGGCCGAGCCCCAUGCAGCGCUUGCUCCAACCAUUCCAGACAGGAGGAGGAAGUGGAAGUGGAGGAGGUGCAGGGGGCAGCAAACCUCCAUUUCUUGCCACCCCACCCCCUCUCCCAGGCUCCAUGCAGUCACCCGUGGGCUCUCAGACCACUCCUACCACCCCUCUCCCCUCAGCGGGCGCAACACCCUCCUCCACCACUCAGUUAAAAUCAAAGUGUUGUGAGUUUUGUGGCAAGGCCUUUAAGUUUCAGAGUAAUCUGAUUGUGCACCGGCGCAGUCACACAGGAGAGAAGCCGUACAAAUGCCACUUAUGUGAUCAUGCUUGUACACAGGCUAGCAAACUGAAACGCCACAUGAAGACACAUAUGCACAAAUCCUCCUCGCCGAAUACAGGCAAGUCAGAAGAUGGACUCUCAACAGCGUCUUCCCCGGAGCCUGGCACCAGCGAGCAUUUGGGCAGCGCAAGCAAUGCCCUUAAGUCAGUGGUGGCCAAGCUGAAAUGUGAAAAUAACCGAUUGCUGCGGGAGAAUGGGGAGGAUGAGGAAGAGGAGGAGGAGGAAGAGGAGGAGGAGGAGGAAGAGGAGGAGGAAGAGGAUGAGGAGGAAGAAGAGGUCGAAGAGGAAGAGGAUCAGAACAGAGAGAGGGCCACUAGGAGAAGCAACAAUAGCUAUCACUUUGGUAUGAACCUCGAAGCAGCACGUCACCAUGAAAACAAUGGGGGUAUAGGGAGCCGACUGGGGGGAGUUGCUGAUGAGGGUUCCAUCCCUCGCUCACUACCUGAGGUGAUGCAAGGGAUGGGCCUCGCCGCUAGCAUGCAUCACUUUAGCGAAGCCCUUAGCGCACACAAACGUCAUGCCAUGAUCAAGGAGAACCACCUGCACCACCACCUCAACCAAGACCAUCACCACAAUCGUGAAAUGUGUGAUGGGGACUCGGUGUUGGAGACAGAUCGCGGGGCCGAGGGCUCAGUCUCGACAGUCAACGGCCGGGGAGCUUCUCCCAACGAAUCUGCCUCUGUCGGUCUGUCUAAAAAACUGCUUCUGGGGAGCCCCACUCCACUCAGUCCUUUCUCUAAACGUAUCAAGCUCGAAAAGGAGUUUGACCUGCCCACUCCCACAAUCCCUAACACGGAGAAUGUCUACUCCCAGUGGCUGGCUGGCUAUGCCGCCUCACGACAACUCAAGGACCCCUUUCUGAACUUUGGGGACUCCAGACAAUCGCCCUUUGCCUCUUCGUCCGAGCAUUCCUCAGAGAACGGCAGUUUACGUUUUUCCACUCCUCCGGGGGAGCUGGACGGCGGCAUGUCGGGCCGCAGUGGUACGGGCAGUGGGGGCAGCACGCCACACCUUGGGGGUCAUGGGCGACCCACUUCCAAGGAAAGCCGUAGGAGUGAUACUUGUGAGUAUUGUGGCAAAGUGUUCAAGAACUGCAGUAACCUGACAGUACACCGGCGCAGCCACACAGGGGAGAGACCAUACAAGUGUGAUCUGUGCAAUUAUGCUUGUGCCCAGAGCUCCAAACUUACUCGCCACAUGAAGACUCACGGUCAGGUGGGCAAAGACGUGUACAAGUGUGAAAUUUGUAAGAUGCCCUUCAGCGUCUACAGCACCUUGGAGAAACACAUGAAAAAAUGGCACAGUGACCGUCCCUUGAGUACCGAAAUAAAGUCAGAGUAGGAGGCCGAACUAUGGGACCUUUCCCCCGCAGCUGUGUCCGCCAUUAGUCCCCCGUUAUGCCCAGCCCCCUGUAGAAUUGCCCCAACCCUAACACUCCACUUUCGCCAGUCUGGUGGAAGCUUAAGACCAUGUGCUCUGCACCAGCACACCCCGUUUUCAUUACCCAUUGAAUGCAUGAUCUGUACAGGGGCAAUACUCUUGCAUUGAAGCGAAACUUCGAGCCUUUCUAUUGUGCAAUAAUUUACAUGUUGUGUACUAUUUUCUUUUUUAAGUUUUCCUUUUCCAUUUUUAAGAAUUAGUCAGCAUGCAUAGUAUGUUUUUGCUAACAAAAAAAAGAAAAGAACUUGUCCCUGGUUGGUUAGUUGUUGAGUAAAUGUGUUGCUGUUUUUCUCUUGUUCAGUUUUUUUCUUUUUAUUCUUCAAAAAGAGAUAAAACAAGAAAGAUUCAUCCAUGCUGCAUACAUUCUGUGACACAUAUCAUGUACAGUUUUGUUUUGUAACAUGGAAAUUGAACAGUCUGGGACUCGACCCUCCUCAUAAAACCCUGGAAACGCACUCAUCCUGAUCUUUAAAAAAGACAGCAUGUUCACACAGGGUUAAAAAAAGAAGAAGGAAAACCAUGCAUUUGCUUGACGACUAAACUGAAAGUAAUAACAGCCUUCAAAAUUCUUUCAAAAAGACAAGGGUGUGCUAAGAAUUCAAUUUGUACUAUCAUUUGGUAGAAUAAGAAAGAGUGCCUUUGGAUUUCUCUAGACUGCAUUGGCCAUAAUCUUAUCUGGUAUAAGUUUGGGGUCACAUUAGAUCAGGCUUAAAGGUUUAAGCGACCCAGGAAAGGUCCUUGCAUCAAGCACCUGACUGCUCAAAUGGACUGUGACAAUUCCCGAUGAAACAUCAGAGGAUUCUCGUUAAUCAUCAUUUAGCUACCUAUUACAUAUUCAAUAGGCUAUCUUUGAUAUGUGGAUUUCAUGGCAAGCAUGGUGCAAGCAGUAUUGUGUAUAUCUGAAUUGUUUGUAGUUUUUCCCGGUUAGGAUGUGAUAAAGCUAAUGUGUAAUGUACAAUCCUGAACUCGAGGGACACAGCACAUGGCGGCGAAGGGUCAUGUAUCUACUGCUGGUUUGACAUGUCAGUGUGUGGAACAAUGCAUAAAGUAAUAUAUGGACUCCAAGGGAGGCAUACUUUAUUUGAAAGCAUUGAAAUAACUUCCAGCUAGACAGACAGAACGCUACACAGAACUGGAAGCUGACUCGAUAUUAAGGCCAUCUGAGGCAAUCUCUUCCACUUUACUCUUUUUUCUAUCAACACAGGGUUAUCAACCAUGAAUUGCAGAAAAAAAUAAAGAAUUGCAAUAAAAUAUGUACUCCAUGGCUCUUAAAAAGAGUGAAUGUGAUAAUUAUAAUCAGUAUGCAUAGGCUAAUGCAGGGCACAUUUGUAUUGUCUGCUUUUUAACCCAAAAGAGGUUUUCCCUUGUUGAGUUUCAUUCAAGCUGUUCACAUUAUAGCACAUGUCACACUGCCUGAGAGUAAGACCCGACAUCCCUCCUGCAUUUUACCACAAAGAUGCAAUGUUGGUCUCAUGGGUUGAGUCUGAAGGUCAGAUUUUCACCUAUACAACAUGAAAUGCACUGUUUCAGUUUUCCCAGUUUACAAGUUUACGCUGAAGGGGAAAACACAGUUGAAAUGCUGUCACAUGACGAGAGUCCCUUUGUUACAAGAAGAAAAAGAUGAGACACAUGAUCUGUUGCCAGCAACUGCACCCUCCUAAACCUUGAUCUUUGUACCCUUGCCGUUCCAUCUUUGACCAUUUGUCAAUUUGUUACCCCUAGAAACACCAGUGCUUAACAUGGGCUAAAUAUCCCCCCUGUUGGCAAGGUCUGUAAACAAAAGGUUUGUUACACAAGUAAGCAAAGCUCCUUUAGGUCACAGAAGGGAGCACUCAUUUGCCACAGAAGAACCAAACACUUUAGCUGGAGUUCUAUAGGAACUUUGAAAUCUACACCUGAAAGGCUAUAGACCUAUAGACCUAUAGACUCGCUAGACAACAGACACUCAAUCUGUUUUUGUAUUAAUCUUCCUUUAAUUCUAGAUAUAAAAAUGGUUUCUUUCAAAUAACACAUCAACAUCUUUAAGGGGGACACUGUAUCUAAGUUUUGUUGUCUAUUUUCCUCAGCGUCUUGGUGGCGCUCAAGACUCAGAUCACAGUAUAUAUGAAAUGAUAAAAAAAAGAUGAAAAAACAAACAAACAAAAAAAUCUGUGAUGGUUUUGUAUUUUUUUUUUUUUUGCCUUGGCUCUUCACAGCUCUUCAGGUUGAAAUACAAUUUGCAUUGGGGAAAGGAUUAAGAUUAUAUAUGAAUAUAUAAUACAGAACUUAAAAUAUAGGAAAAUGCACAUUCAUGUCGGUUCCUAUACUUAAACACAUUUAUGGUCUACUUUUUCUGUAUUUCUAGAAUUGUAUUUGAAUUCAAUGUUCACUUAGAGUAGGCACUAUAGUAUUUAUAUUGAGGCUUGUAUUUUUAACUGUUGCUUGUUCUCUCUAAAGGUAUUUACCAUACCUUUUUUUGGUAGUGGAAAAAAAAUGCCAAGCUGCCACGGUAUAUUUUUUUAAUUUGGCAGGAUAAUAUAGUGCAAAUUAUUUGUAUGUUUAAAGAAAUAAAUGGAAAACCCACAAAAAAAGCUAAAGUAUGUGGCCCUGGGAGGCACCACGGGCCAUCAGAUGGCCGUUGUUUCCUGUCCACAGAGGUGGUUGUACAUAUCUUCUUUGUUUUUUUUGGUUCGGACCUCCUUCCCCCCCUGCUGCCAUUCUUGUAUGCAGUAAUGCAAGCUGACGUCGGCCUGUUCUGUUGUGUGCUUCUGUCUCUCUCAUCCCUCCCACCUGACUACAUUCCAACAUCAAGAAGAGAGGAAAAAAAGAAAAAAAACGUCAUAUGCAGUACAUGGAUUACGAAAACAAGCGUAAAAAUAAAUACAUUUCAAAAAUAAUUUAAUGUUUUGCAGUUUUUAUUGCCAAAUCCUUAAUGGUGCUUUAUAUUUAGAUUGGGUAUACUUUCAUAUGCAAAGCAUAUUUAAAAAUGACCCGGAGGGAGAAGAGAAGCCUGCUUGAGUUGAGACUUUUUUGUAAAUGGCAAUGCAGAAUAUUUUGUUAUCAGCCUUUUCUAUUUCUAUUCUGAGAGUUUGUUGUUUGUUGUAUCUUGAACUUGAACGUUAUCUUUUAGUAUGGGAGUUACUAUUUAUUAUUACCGUAUGCUCAAAACAGAGACAUGGAUUGACUUUAGUUUUGGCGUCCUUUCAUUUAUUUUUGUUUAAACCUAUUUUAUUUAAACCUAGCUCUUUAAUUUCUGUUCUACUUUUAGGGUCCCUGUUCAGUUGUUUUGGGAAAACCACUGUCUGUGUUUUCUGGCAGAUGUCUGCAUCACCUGUUCACACACCCAUUUUGUCCCUUUAUCCAAAAACAAUUAAUAAAAAAAAUGAAAGUAUAAUGGCACUUGUCGC
Messenger RNA from Pungitius pungitius (ninespine stickleback), 6529 nucleotides. It is a transcript of the gene bcl11aa, whose product is annotated as BCL11 transcription factor A a. The coding region runs from base 288 to 3044 and encodes 918 amino acids. The transcript has 3 exons. Gene Ontology annotation, cellular component: nucleus. Gene Ontology annotation, biological process: negative regulation of dendrite development; regulation of transcription by RNA polymerase II. The record is from RefSeq and is a predicted model, not a curated record. Gene Ontology annotation, molecular function: RNA polymerase II cis-regulatory region sequence-specific DNA binding; DNA-binding transcription factor activity. NCBI's taxonomy places the organism in Eukaryota, Metazoa, Chordata, Actinopteri, Perciformes, Gasterosteidae.